AUGGCUUCUUCCGCUCUCACAGCUGUUUCCCCAUUGAUCUCGUCCUUCACAGCCUUGAAGAGCAAUACCAGUACAUUACCAGCCCUUCAAACUAGCUCUGUGAAGCGUCGUUCAAUCUCCAUCAAAGCUACCGUCAGGGAAACUGCUUCAUGCAAAUCCUAUGGUAGCACUCUUGGUGGGGACUCUGGUAUCUUCGCCCUAUGCGGCAAAACUCAUACCUCCGCAGUUGACGGGGACUCUAGCCUGUGGGCGCCACCGGCGUUCGGCAAAGCUGGCCAUACGGCCUCCUCAACCGACGGGGACUCUAGCUUGUGGGCGCCACCGGCGUUCGGCAAAGCUGGCCAUAUGGCCUCCUCAACCGACGGGGACUCUAGCUUGUGGUCGCCACCGGCGUUCGGCAAAGCUGGCCAUAUGGCCUCCUCAACCGACGGGGACUCUAGCUUGUGGGCGCCACCAGCGUUUGGUAAAGCUGGUCAUGCGGCCUCCUCAAUUGGCGGGGAUGAAGGCUUCUUGUACCUCGUGUUUGGCAAAACUGGACAUGCCUCCUCCACUGGCGAUGACUCUGGCGUGUUUAACCCGCUCUUCUUCGGCAAAGCUGGCCACGCGACCUCCUCAGCUGAAGGGGACGCUGGCUUUGUGAUCCUCGUGUUUGGCAAAGCUGGUCAUACCUCCUCGGCUGUAGGGGACUCUAGCUUGUGGAUGACACCCGUGUUCGGCAAAGCUCCUCAUGCAACCUCCUCAACUGGCGGGGACAAUGGUUUCGUGAUCCUCGUGUUCGGCAAAACUGGUCAUACAGCCUCUUCAACCGGUGGGGACUCUAGCUUAUGGAUGACACCCGUGUUCGGCAAAGCCUCCUCAACCAGCGGGGACAAUGGCUUCAUUAUCCUCGUGUUCGGCAAAGCUGGUCAUACAUCCUCUUCAACCGGUGGGGACUCUAGCUUAUGGAUGACACCCGUGUUCGGCAAAGCCUCCUCAACCAGCGGGGACAAUGGCUUCGUGAUUCUCGUAUUCGGCAAAGCUGGUCAUACGUCCUCUUCAACCGGUGGGGACUCUAGCUUAUGGAUGACACCCGUGUUCGGCAAAGCCUCCUCAACCGGCGGGGACAAUGGCUUCAUUAUCCUCGUGUUCGGCAAAGCUGGUCAUACAGCCUCUUCAACCGGUGGGGACUCUAGCUUAUGGAUGACACCCGUGUUCGGCAAAGCCUCCUCAACCACCGGGGACAAUGGCUUCAUUAUCCUCGUGUUCGGCAAAGCUGGUCAUACAACCUCUUCAACCGGUGGGGACUCUAGCUUAUGGAUGACACCCGUGUUCGGCAAAGCCUCCUCAACCACCGGGGACAAUGGCUUCAUUAUCCUCGUGUUCGGCAAAGCUGGUUAUACAGCCUCUUCAACCGGUGGGGACUCUAGCUUAUGGAUGACACCCGUGUUCGGCAAAGCCUCCUCAACCAGCGGGGACAAUGGCUUCAUUAUCCUCGUGUUCGGCAAAGCUGGUCAUACAGCCUCUUCAACCGGUGGGGACUCUAGCUUAUGGAUGACACCCGUGUUCGGCAAAGCCUCCUCAACCAGCGGGGACAAUGGCUUCGUGAUCCCCGUGUUCGACAAAGCUGGUCAUACGGCCUCCUCAACGAACGGGGACUCCAGCUUGUGGGUCUGGCCCGUGUUCGGCAAAGCUAGUCAUACGGCCUCCUCAACCGGUGGGGACUCGGGCUUUUACCCAAUGGCCAUGGUCGAUGGGCAAACCUAG
Messenger RNA from Linum tenue, 1743 nucleotides. The record is from the annotation of a GenBank genome assembly. Lineage: Eukaryota; Viridiplantae; Streptophyta; Magnoliopsida; Malpighiales; Linaceae.